AUGGGCGCGUUAUUCUCACCUCCGGAUUCGCCCCUGAAGGAAGGCCGGAUCUUGCUGCCCUUGAGUGGGAACUCGAGGUCGGCCCUCAAGACACGGCGGAUACUUUUGAUGAUAUGGUUAUUCUUAAUUAUAGCCUUCAUUUACGAGUAUUACCCAUAUUCUCAGGACCAAGAAUUAAUACUGCCGCCACAAAAUGUCGCUCCAAGUGUUCAGGAGAACGCAGCACCGGAAGGGGUGGUCCCAACUGAGGAAAGCUUGACAGACGAUGUCGAUGGACCUCAUCCUGACAUACCAUUCGACCCACCAGGGCAGACUCCUUUGACGGGACAGGACCACCAGGGGCACAGAAAUGGCCUGAAGCGUCCGGGUGGUGGAUCAGCGAGAAAGACUCAUGAGGUUGUUCCCACGAAAGACUUCGAUGAGGCCUUCAGGCGGAUCAUCAACCUUCUGCCAGGCGAAUUGGAGAUUCGCGGUCUUCUACAGCCUCUAGAUUCAAUGACUGGCGAGGCACGCCUCCGGGAACUCGGGGUCCGCACGCGCAAUUACAAGAAGUACCUCGAAGCCUGGGAGGACCUGCACCUGGUGCCCGACUCAGAGGGCGGCACUUACAUCCGCGACGAUGUGCUUCAGUACAUCCAUGACCAGCACCGCAUCUCCAACAACGAGGAGGACGGCUACAACGACCUGGCCGAGACCGUCCAUGCGUACGAGUCGUACCGCCAGCUGCUGGUGCGGCUCAGCGAGCUGCUCUUCCCGUUCACGGCGCCGUACUUCCCCGACCACAUGACGCUCCGCUCGCACAUCCAGAAGGGCGGCCGCGGCAUCGCCCUCACAGCUGGCAACGACCAGGUCGCCUACCUUCUCACGCAGAUUCCCAUCCUGCGAAGGCUCGGCUGCGACCUGCCCAUCGAAGUCAUGUACGCCAGCGACGCCGAUCUGAACCGCGACUCUAGGCAGGAUCUCGAGGACCUCGAGGGCGUGGUGACGCGGGAUAUUGGGGCCAUGGUGCGCGAUCAGGGCUGGACCCUUGCGGGCUGGGCUAUCAAGCCUUUUGCUAUCCUGCUGUCUAGCUUCCGGGAGGUCAUCUUCAUCGAUUCAGACAGCUUCUUCUUCCGGAACCCCGAAGUGAUGUUCGACGACCCUGGGUAUGUCAAGACGGGAGCUCUGUUCUUCCGGGAUCGUCUGAUCAUGCCAGAGCUUAGGAGGCGCUGGUUGCAGUCAAUCCUCCCGCAGCCCGUAUCGAGGAAUGUCAAGCAGAGCAGGCUGUGGUCGGGUGAUAGCGGCCACCAACAAGAGAGCGGUGUGUUGGUCGUCGAUACGUACCGACACUUCAUGGCAAUGCUUCUAGUCACGAGGAUGAAUGGGCCGGACCGGGAUGGGAAUCGGGAUGAUCACAAAGUCGGCGUCUAUGACAUGGUAUAUGGCGACAAAGAGACAUUCUGGCUGGGUUUCGAACUGGUCGGCGACACCGACUAUGUCUUCCAUCAAGGCGACACGGGAACUCUGGGCGUAAUGAAGCCAAGCGAAGAAGAGGACAAGCCUGAUCUCUCCCAGUGGGCGGCCCCCGAGAACAUGACGGAUCCGGAGGCUGAAAACGAGCUCGACCCCUCAGCCGCCGUCCCCUCAGCCGUCCCGCAGCCCAGCCGGAAGAUGUGCGCGCCGCAGCUCCUGCACCUCGACCUGGACGGCAAGCCCUUCUGGUUCAACGGCGGGCUGGUGAUGAACAAGUUCCUCGACCGGCGGCAGUGGAAGUUCGGCACGUUCGAGAGCUACCUCAUCGAGCCGCACGAUAUCAGGGAGCCCGGCGCGUGGAUCCUCGGCGACGGCAACAUGUGCUGCUUGACUACGGACCACCACCUGUAUGGCAUCCUGACGCCGGCGGAGAAGGAUCUCCUCGAGGAGAUGAUCACGGUGGCGCGGAAGAAUGGCAUUGCGCGCUGA
This is a messenger RNA of Diaporthe amygdali, 1941 nucleotides long. Its product is annotated as lpha-mannosyltransferase. The transcript is spliced from 3 exons. The record is from RefSeq and is a predicted model, not a curated record. Gene Ontology annotation, biological process: protein O-linked glycosylation. Gene Ontology annotation, molecular function: alpha-1,3-mannosyltransferase activity. Gene Ontology annotation, cellular component: Golgi apparatus. NCBI's taxonomy places the organism in Eukaryota, Fungi, Ascomycota, Sordariomycetes, Diaporthales, Diaporthaceae. Bases 1 to 1941 code for a protein of 646 amino acids.